Molecule: messenger RNA, 2155 nt
Organism: Macadamia integrifolia
Lineage: Eukaryota; Viridiplantae; Streptophyta; Magnoliopsida; Proteales; Proteaceae
Product: nucleoside diphosphate kinase 2, chloroplastic
Exons: 7
Coding region: 1110-1820 (236 amino acids)
Biological process (GO): CTP biosynthetic process; GTP biosynthetic process; UTP biosynthetic process
Molecular function (GO): nucleoside diphosphate kinase activity
Source: RefSeq, a predicted model, not a curated record
UAUCCUUUACAAUGACUCACCCCGUUCCCCUGAACAGGGGCUUCGUGUUGCCCUCAGAAGUUCUGGUGGCAUGUUAGUCCAACAGCUCUGCUUCAUAGCAUCGACUGGAACGAAAACAUCCUGAACUACUCGAUGUGAUCUCGAUCGUAAGCCAUAGCCCAGCUUCAACUCAAACCCUUUCCUCGAGAUACUACCAAAAUCCCCCUUCCAUGUCUUGGAUCAUGCUCUUGAAUGACAUCUACUACUCUCACCUCCUCUGUAAGUCAAAUAACAGUAUACACAUACCCACAAACCUGCAAAUCCUUACCAAUUACACGCCGUGUUAUAAAAAAUCAUAACCCCAAUCUUUGUACCCAACAAUUUACUCACAAGCCAUUGACUUUAAACAUUUACAAAAACCGAAUCUUAUAAGGGAAAAUACUACAGGUUUCGCCCACUGACCCUCAAUUCAACAACCACAGAAUAAAUCAUCGAAGAAAAAGAAACCCGCUUUCAUGGAUUCGACAACAUAGAGCAAAAUCCACAGAUGACCGAAGUAGUGCCAGGGAUCCGUCCCUUCAAAGUCCGAUCCCUCUCUCUCUCUGUCUCUCCCCACUCGUGUUUAUCUAUCUGGAAAGCUUCACCGUUAUAGUUCGAACUGCUUCCUAGGCCUUCAGUGGUGCUGUUACAGAGAGCCAUACCCAUGUAGGAAGAAGGUGGAUAAGACAGAAAUUAGAGUUUUUUCUGAGAAGACGAAGCCCUUGCUCGCCGGAAAAGACGAAACCCCUUUGCAGCUGAUCGAUCGGGUUGGGUUUUGUUUUAGAUCCAGACCCAGCUAGCCCUCAGAUAUCUCUCACUUAAUCUUGGCCGUCCACAUCGAUAAGGACACAUAUCGCCAGAUUAAGGGGAAUUGCGCUUGCACCUUGAGGGAAUCUUGGCCGUUCACAGAGCAGGAGAGAGUCGAGAGACAGUUGGAUUGGAAUAAGCGUCCGGCGUUUCAACGGUGGACUCGACUUUUGUUCGCUGGAUAGUUUGGUAAACGUGUCCGUAAAUCCAUUCGUUAGUUCAUCUCUGAGAGAGAGAGAGAGAGAGAGAGAGAAGCACAGGGAGAGAGUGAAAAAAGAGGGAUAAUGGAAGCUCUAGCGGUCUUUGGAGGAAGUCCCCGUGUUUCAACUUCAUCCCUUCAGUCAGCUUCAGCUACUAUUAUAAGGAGUGGGAAUGGAAGCUUAUCUUACACUCAGAAUCUUACUCUGAGCACUCGCCAUCUUUCUGCAUUCCAUGGGUCUUCUUCCCUUUUCUUGUGUUCCCCAAGUCUUUCCCAUCCUAAAAGGCGAGCCCGGAAGAUCAGACCCAAUAUCUUCCUUCCCACCUUGAUUGCUUCCAUGGAAGAUGUUGAAGAGACGUACAUUAUGGUGAAGCCUGAUGGCGUCCAACGUGGCCUGGUUGGAGAGAUAAUCUCUCGGUUAGAGAAGAAAGGGUUUAAGUUGACCGGCUUGAAGCUUUUCCAAUGUCCCCAGGAAUUAGCCGAGGAGCAUUAUAAGGAUCUUCAGGCCAAGCCAUUCUUUCCUAAACUUAUUCAAUACAUAACUUCUGGCCCAGUUGUGUGCAUGGCUUGGGAGGGUGUUGGUGUUGUUGCUUCUGCACGUAAGCUUAUAGGGGCAACAAAUCCUCUUCAAGCUGAACCAGGCACUAUUAGAGGGGAUCUAGCAGUACAAACAGGAAGGAAUGUUGUUCAUGGAAGUGACAGCCCCGAGAAUGGAAAACGUGAAAUUGCUUUGUGGUUUAAAGAAGGUGAUUUAUGUCACUGGACACCAGUUCAGGAGCCUUGGCUGCGAGAGUGAUCUUCAGGGUGGGCAAAUGAUUCAAUUGAGAAUGCAAUUUUGGGGAGUUUCAUGAGGUUUAGACUGCCCAUUUUAUUGAGGUUUCAAGCUGCUGAUCACAAAAAACUAAACCAAAACUUGUUUCUUUUAUUCUCUACUAGAAAAUAAGGAUGUUGGGAAUUUGAAAAUUAUGAUCCCCCACAUUUUGGUUGAAUCUUCCUAUUGGGGAAGAAAUUCCUACGCAAAAAGGUUCUAAAUAAGAAGUCUGUAAGAAAGUUUUAUGCUGCAUUCAUUUUCUCCGCCGUGGGGGACACUGAUGUGCUCUUAAUUUAAAUGGAGUUAAGUUCAGACUGCAA